This is a messenger RNA of Thermothielavioides terrestris NRRL 8126, 369 nucleotides long. RefSeq lists its product as uncharacterized. The record is from RefSeq and is a predicted model, not a curated record. The transcript is spliced from 4 exons. NCBI's taxonomy places the organism in Eukaryota, Fungi, Ascomycota, Sordariomycetes, Sordariales, Chaetomiaceae. Bases 1 to 369 code for a protein of 122 amino acids.
AUGUGUCUCGGCUUAGGGCGGGGGUCAUUCCCGGAGAGCCAGAGAGAAGGAAAGUCCGUCGCGAGGAAGCUAAUACCGAUCCGCAGCUUCAAUGCUCUCGCAAGCCUGCCCCUCGCGCCGCAGCAGAUCGGGCGGAGUCAGCAAACUGCCCCUGGACGGCGCGCAAGCGGCGCCCGGUAUCCUCAGAAUUACCUCAGCAGGCCGUUCCCUGACAAGGCGGGAAGCGCAGCUCGCAAAACCGCUCACAAGGCGGGGCUGCCACGACCUGGCGAGGAAGACGGAAUCCGAGACCUGCCCGGGGACUUGCGUCCAAAUGCGUCGGGCGACAACUCAAUCCAGCCAAGCCACGAAGGUCUCAAAGGGGAGUGA